Messenger RNA from Peniophora sp. CBMAI 1063, 864 nucleotides. Lineage: Eukaryota; Fungi; Basidiomycota; Agaricomycetes; Russulales; Peniophoraceae. The record is from the annotation of a GenBank genome assembly.
AUGUCUGGCUACAAGAACUUCGCUGUGGUAGGCGCCGGCAACAUCGGCGCUUCGAUCAUCGAAGAGCUACUCAAAACAAAGUCGACUGGUAAAGUUGACAAGGUCGUCGUUCUCUCGCGCCCGGAAUCGGCCGCCAAACUCGAUGCCUUCAAGGCGCGCGGCGCCACCGUCGUGCCUAUCGCAAACUACUCUUCUGUGCCGGACGUCGCCAAGGCGCUCACCGGAAUCGACGUCGUGAUCGCUACGCUCACGCACGAAGCGCUCCCUCUUCAAGUCCCCAUCGCUGAAGCAGCCAAAUCCGUCGGCGUCCAGCUCUUCGUUCCUUCUGAGUUUGGUAUGCCCACGGACAACGCGACCGAGGGCUUGCUUGCCGGCAAGAACGAGGCGAACAAAAAGAUCCAGGCGCUAGGACUUACUACGGCUUUGUUCUUCACUGGUAGCUGGACGGACUUCAUCUGGAUCCCCGCCCUCACUCUGGAUAUCAAGAGUGGGAGCGUUGGAGUGGGUGGCGAUGGCAACGCGAAGAACUCGUUCACUUCACGGUCGGAUAUCGGGCGCUUUAUGGCGUAUGUGCUCACUACGCUUCCAUGUCAGGAGUUGAAGAACAGGAUCUUUCGUAUUGAGGGCGAGCGGACGUCCUUCAACGAGAUCUUCGCGGCUUAUGAGAGAAAGCACGGCACGAAGCUUCAGAUCAAGUAUACGUCGCCCGCGGAACUCGAAGCGAAGUUCAAGGAGAACCCGCAUGAGAACUUUGGGAGCAUUUUACAUGCUGCCUUGGCGGCUGGACGUGGCGUCGUUGGAUCUCCUCUCGAUAAUGACACGUAUCCUGACUGGAACCCAAAGCCUGUGAUACAUUAUAUUUGA